AUGGACUACGAGGCGGGUACUUACCAGAAACUGCCCAUCAAGCAGUACCCAGCUAGGGAGCUAGGGGAGACUGCCGAGGGCCGCUACUGGCGCAGAUUCCUUUCCCCCGCAACAGCGAAGCAGGCUGGGGCCGUCAACUAUCUAGAGUUCUGCCCCGUGCGACCAUACAACCUCGCCGUCACCUCCUCCACACGGGUGCUGGUCUACGAUGGCGCCACCCGCUCCCUACACCGUACCAUCAACCGCUUCAAGGACAAGGCCUACUCCGCGUCCUGGCGCGCCGACGGCAAGCUGCUGGUCGCCGGAGGCCAGGACGGCAUCGUCCAGCUCUUUGACGUCGGCUCCCGCUCCCUGCUGCGUCAGUUCAAGGCGCACAAGCGCCCCGUGCACGUCGCCCGCUUUGACCCCGGGCGCAUGCAUGUGCUGUCCGGCGGCGACGACGCCACCGUGCGCUGGUGGGAUGUUUCCGAGGGCAAGCAGGUGUCGCGCUGGGAGGGGCACUCCGACUACGUCCGCGCCGCGGCGGUGAACCCCGCCGCGCACGGGACGUGGGCCACCGGCGGCUACGACCAUGUCUGCAAGGUAUGGGACGCGCGCAGCGCGCAGAGCGUGCUCAGCGUGGACCACGGCGCGCCCAUCGAGGCCGUCGCCUUCUUCCCCUCGGGCUCGGUGCUGGUGACUGCGGGCGGGACGCAGGUCAGGGUGUGGGACCUGUUUGGGGGCGGCCGGGAGCUGGCCUGCUUGAGCAAUCACCAGAAGACGGUGACGUGUGUCACGGUGUCGCCCAACGCGGGCCCCGACUCCAGCGCUGCGCCUCGCCUCCUCACUGGAGCCCUGGACGGCCAUCUCAAGGCGAGCGUUCGUGAAGGGGUGUACGAGCUGGAGAGGUUCCAGGUGACGCACAUCCAAAAGUACCCCGGCCCCAUCCUGAGCCUGGGGCUGUCGGGCGACGCCGGACUGCUGGCUGUGGGACUUGCAGACGGUACCCUCACCGUGAGGAAGCACGCCAAGCCACGCGCAGACCCUGCCAAGGCGGGCAUCCUCGUCGGCCGACGAAGCAGGAGGGCCCCAGCCCUGACCGCGGCGACCUACCGGUACUUCAUUCGUGGCCAGUCCUCAAAGGCAGCAGCCAAGGACUCGGUUAUCGCAGCUGAACGCAAGGCCGCUCUGGCCACGCACGACAAGUUCCUGCGCAAGUUUAGGUACAGGGAUGCCCUGGACGCCGCGCUCUCCACACGGCGAGCCGAGGUGGUCGCGAGUGUGGUGGAGGAGCUGGCGGCGCGGGGGGGCCUAUCCUCCGCCCUGAGCUCCAGGGACGCGGCUGGCCUGGGCCCCCUCCUGGACCACAUGCGGCGCAACAUCAACGACCCGAGGCACGCGCCACAGCUGGCGGCGCUGGCCCACCGCCUGCUGGACGUGUAUGGUGGGUCGGAGGCGCUGACGGGGAUGCUGCCGGCGCUGACGCUGCUGCUGGAAAGGGUGGAGCUGGAGCUGCGGGCACAGGACGGGCUGACCCGGGUACAGGGCAUGCUGGGGCCCCUGCUCGCGGCCUCGGUGGGAGCAUGCUGA
Molecule: messenger RNA, 1569 nt
Organism: Auxenochlorella protothecoides
Lineage: Eukaryota; Viridiplantae; Chlorophyta; Trebouxiophyceae; Chlorellales; Chlorellaceae
Product: U3 small nucleolar RNA-associated protein 15-like protein
Exons: 8
Coding region: 1-1569 (522 amino acids)
Biological process (GO): positive regulation of transcription by RNA polymerase I; rRNA processing
Cellular component (GO): nucleolus
Molecular function (GO): protein binding
Source: RefSeq, a predicted model, not a curated record